AUGCCAGGUGUGUGUGUGUGUGUGUGUGGGCAUGCAAGUUAUAUGUGUAAGACUCUGGACGAUUAAAAAAUAUUUUGUAGGGGAAGCUGCCCCUACACCUAGGGUCCUCAGAGGUUUAGAGUAUCUGCUGCUUUAAUCCUGCCUGAUCCUCUGGAUUAAGCUAGCCACACUGUACUGUGUCUCAAUAGUGAUUUGGUGAGAUGGCUCUGAAUUAAGUAGGAGCAGUGUUUUUGGUCCUGUGUGGUGUGAUGACUGCUUUCGUGAAUGCUUUGAGACCCAUGUGGGACUCACAAGCUUCUGGAGAACUUUUGGAGCAUGGGCUGAGAUGGGACAGUCCCGAGCCCAGAGUUUGCUUUAUGCCCAGAUGUAGCCCUGUGUUCUCAGCCCUGCAACCAGCAUGCAACAGACACAGGCAGCGUCACUGCAAAUGUAUAGCUGGUCUUUCCUUGACCAUCUCUACUCACCCCCUGCACAUCUGGAUUUCAGGCAGCCCCAGCACUUAUUUGCGUUUAAAAACGAAGCAUUGCAUAACCCCUGGAAGUGGAAUCUUUGUAGCAGAAAAAUUUCCCACAUUUUGAAAUGCAUUGUUUCAUACAAUUAAUUUUUUACACGGUAAAUAUAACACAAGGCAGACUGCGCGACUUGAAUGGAUAUAACACCAAUUAUAAUUAUAAUUGACUUUCUUCAUGCGGCUAUAAUAAGUACAUAUAUUUAUGCACACAAAAGCUCUUCAGCUAUGCCAGUGUAAGUAUGUUAACAGCUUUCAGUGCCUUUAUGCCCUCCUCACUUUAAAAUCCCCAUAAUGGGAGGGAAGCGUUUGCUGUUGAAUGUGUUUCGACAAUCCUAUCUUUGUAUAAUAAGCCGAGGAAACCAAAGUUGGUUACCAACUUUGGAAGAAGCUGGGAUCUUAAGUCGUGCUUUGAAGUUGGUUUAAUAUCCUAAAUUGUUUUGAAGCAGGGUAACAAUAGUUCCCCAGUUUUCUGGAAAACGGUGGUUAGUAAAGAGACUUCCUGGCUCGGUUGUGGCUCAUAGGGUUGCAUGCAUGGAGAAAAGACUUAAUUCAUAUAUUGCCUACUUAAGCCAUGAUAUGCUCAUCUGAACAAAAUCAUCUAGAAUUCACUUGACUUAUUUGAAAGACAAUUGCAUUAAUGUAACAUCGCUUGUAGGUUUACGAGAAGUUUUGUAAGGGGGACUAUAUAAAUUAUUGCAAAAUGAUUUAGGAAGGAAAUAAUUAGGAAAUGAAGUUUAAAAGCAUUCAUUACAAUAAUAAAAUGCAAGAUUAGGUAGCAAAUUUGAAAAUCAUUAGACAGGAUUGAUGGAAGUCUCAGGCUAUAAUAGCCAAAAUGAGGAUGAUGUGAAGUUUUGUUUGGAAAACAUAUGCAAAAAUUAAUAAAAAUGAUUUAUUUAAAAAAGAAUUCACUUGAAUUGCGCUUAAACAGUGCAGUCCUAGGUGUGUCUACUCAGAGGUUAUACAGUCAUACCUUGGAAUUCGAACAGAAUCCUUUCCAGAAGUCUGUUUGACUUAUUUUAUUUUAUUUUACUUGUAUGCCGCCUUUCCACAGUUAAAACAAUGCUCAAGGCGGCUUACAAUAUGAAAAGAUUUACAUAAUUACAAAUAUAGCAAAACAGUCAUAAAAAUAAAUAAAACACAUUAAAAACUACAUAACCAAACUGAACAAUUUCCACAUAAAAAUAAAGAUACAAAAAGUUAAUUUUGGCAACAACAGUAACAACUCCCAGCAAAACUUUCUCCAAAAUACCCCUGUCCUUGAUGGGCUGCAGCCACAGCAGCAGUCCUUAUGAGGCCUGUCAUGCCCCGCCCUAGGUUAGGUGGUGAGUGUCAGGACUGGGGCCCUCAGGCGUUCAGCCCGGGAGUCCUCCUGGGCUUUCCGAAACAUUCGACUUUCAAAGUGCAGCUUCCUGCAGCCAAUCAGAAGCCGUGUAAAGUCCCAUUGGACGUUCGGCUUCCAAAAGAACGUUCAAAAACUGGAACACUCAGUUCUGGUUUUCGAUCAUUCAGGAGCCGAAACAUACGAGUUCCGGGGCAUUUGAGAACCAAGGUACAACUGUAUUCCUAUCUACUAACACCUUUGUUUUUAUAAGAUUUGCAGCACUGGAGUUUGUUGUUGAUGCACCCCAAUCCAUCAGAUAUUGCAGUUAAAAUAAUAUUGGCUGUUGCAAAAGCCUCAGGGAGAUGCAUGCACCGUGUAAAAACCAUUUCUAGUUUUGCUUCCCAACUGUAAGCACAUUAAUCUCUGAUCUCAGUUGAUUUAGGGCAACUGAAAAUACUCGUUUCCAAAACCCACAUUGCUGUGUGCAAUUCAUCCUGAACUGAAGCAUUUGCAGGAUGCGGGCGAGAAUAGGGAACUCAGGGUGUUCUGGCUAUGUGAACAGCAUGUCCAAAUAAUGGUGCAAAUUGGCCACAAAGUGUUAACUUUGGGCCUCUCAGCUGGCAGCAUCUGUUGUCCAACAAAGGAAGGAGGGCUGUUAAGCGGGCCAAAGAACUUGCAAUGAAUGAAAAGGUUACCCCAAGAAUCUCCAGCAUUGGUGGUUCCAUGUGGACACAGUCUCCUCUGUUACACUUACGGCAACAAUCGAGAAGCUGCUGGUAUCUCCCCGUGCAACUGUCCACGUGUUUGAGAGGUCUUCCUUGCACACUAGGAACAUAGGAACCUGCCUUAUAGCGAGUCAAAUUAUUGGUCCAUCUAGCACAGCUUUGUCUACACUAACCUCGGAGAUGCUGGCGAUUCAGCCUGGGAUCUUUUACACGCAGAGCAGUUUCUGUCUUACUGCAAAACCAUGGCUCUUCCCCACUGAGAGCCAGAAUUUGAACACGUGCCCCUAAUGCUUUGGAAUACUUCCCCCCCUUGGCCUCCUUUUAACUCUGCUGCCUCUUGUCUUUUCACGCUGACCUCAGACGAUCAAUCUUCUGAGAAAGGUAGGUUCACUGCCUGUUCCUGGAGCGAGCCAGCUGUGACUUUCCCUGCACGUAAAGAGCUUGUAGAAUAAAACAGCCCUCUCUGACCAAAGCCAACCAUGAAGCCGUUCCAGAUUACAGGAAGCUCAGAAUAGUUUGUGUGCCAUAUGUACAUUUAUCGGUACAGUUUUCUGUCAUUGGUUUUGCUUCCAAUUCCCCCCCCCCCCCAAAAAAAUAAAUCAACUGGACACAUUGCAACAAAGGAGGUGAUAGCAUAGUUUUGAAUGGGUGGGCAUGGGAAGGUUUUCAGAAUUUCCUGUGCAAGCAUAGGGAUUAGGAACACGAUUUCUUUUUUAAAAUGAAAAGAAAACUGGAGGAGGGUGCUUCACACAUGACUUUGCUUCCUAUGGUGCAGUAUUGCCUCAUCCCACACAAGCUCGGUCAGCGAUUAGCUCUGGUCCGCUGGGCUUAGGAUUGUGCCCUCCCAUGUCAGAGAAAGAAUGUGUGCAUGCGAAUAACCUUGAGAUUCUGCAAAAUAUUUAAAGGCAAGAACAUUAGCAGCCUGCUGGAUCCGGCGAGUGGUCCAGCAUCCUGUUCUCACAGUGGCCAACCAGAUCAUAGCUGUCAACGUUUCCCUUUUUUAAAGGGAAAUUCCCUUAUUCCGAAUAGGAUUCCUUGCAAGAAAAAGGAAAAGUUGACAGCUAUGAACCAGAUGACUGUAGGAAACCUGCGAGCGGGUCUCUCCCCUCCUGCGUUUUCCAGAAACCGGCAUUCAGAAGCGACACUGCCUCCAGCCGUAGAGGCAGAGUGUGACCAUCCUACUGACUAUCCACUCAUAGCUUUCUCUUUUACGAAUUUGCCCCAUCCUCUUUUAAAGUCUUCCAAGUUGGUGGGAGCGAGUUCCCUGGUGUAACUGUGCACAGUGUGAAGAAGGGCUAAUUUUUCACCUUUAUCGAAGUGCUGCCACAUUACACAGUGGACAGGAACAUGAUGUGUAUGUCAGGAGUUCAGCCUACACUCGAGUAGAACCCUGGCAGAGACACAUGCCCGACUGGCAUGUUCUCUCCCUCCUGGUCGAUCGUUCGGUAGUUUCAAAAGCUUUCUUCAUCCCGAACAUCACAGCGACUGACGCCAACCGACACCGGCAGAUUUAGGGAACCGCAGAAUUUGCGCAGUUGCGUAACAGACCUCAGCAACUCAGCAUUUUGGCUCAUCUACUUUAUUUACAUAUAAACACACACGGAGCACUGCAACAUGGCUCCCUCUCUCUCUAGCAUCAGACAGCAAAGAGAAAAAGAACAAAGGACAAUAGUCCCACUUCACUGAACACAAUAACAGAAACAUCCUGUCUCCGUCACUUCCCACUCUGUGGAGUCAAAACACAUACCGUCAUGUGAUAGACAAAAAUCCCAUGACUGCAAUCAUGGAGCAGGAAUUCUAACAGUGUAUACCUCUGAAUGCUACUUUCUGUGAGUCUAAAGAGGGGAGAGAGGGCAUGGGUCCGGCUCUUUCAUAGCCCCAGUCCGAGUCCUGUUGCUGAGCUAGCAGGGGCUGGGAGGAACACUUGCCCGAGAGCAGAAUCCACAUACAGAGGCAGUCCAGAGAUCAGGGAAUCCAGAUGUUCACAAAACCAAAGGUCCAGUUGGAUAGCAGGAAGCAACAAGGAAGGACCCAGAACCACAGGCGUUGUUUCCAGCAACAACUGACUGCUGCUGAGAGCUCUGUUUAAGAAGCCCGGAGCCCGCUGGUUAUCAUCAGUGCCUUUUCUGUGUCCUGAUCAGCUGCAGGUGGAGUCAUUCCGCCUUCUCAUUCAUUGAUUCAUUCAUCAUUUUAUUUACACACCGCCUUUCCGUAGUUAAAAGUGCUCAAGGCGGCUUACAGCAUGACAAGAUUUACACAAUUACCAACAUAACAAAAAUCAUAAACAAUAAAUAAAACACAUAAAAGUACAAAGCCAAAUGGAAAACAAUUUUCACAUAAAUAAUAAAAUCUAAAACUAAGAAUAUAGCAUUGAUAUUUAAAAUAUCAAAUAUUCAAAUAAUCAAAUAAUCAAAUAUUAAAUUAUUUAAAAUAAUUUAAAAUGACAUAGAUAAAAAAUAAAAGGAAUUUAAAAAACCCAAAAAGCGGAGUCCUCUCUGCCCAGCAGUGUGGGAAUGUUCAGGGAUGCAGGAGAGGCUAUAUUGUCUGAUAAAAAGGUUUACUCACACAUCAUUCUGUUCACAAUAGGAUCCCAGAAGGCAGACUUAGCUUAGAAAAGUAACAUAUACCUAGAAACUAUCUCAUAAGAAGACAGUCCCUUUGUCCUCUCUUGGGAAGCCAAGAGAGCAUCUUUGGCUAAGCAGAUGUUGCUUCUUCGAUGCAUGUAGUCAAAGAGAGGGAGAUGGCUGCCCUGCCCUGUGCUUUUGUCGUUACCUGCACAGGUGAGGCCACACCCACCUCUAGUCACAUGCAGAGGAAGUCUGUCCCAGCCCAGAAGGAAACAGGAAGUUUACCUGCUGGCUGGACAAACAUUCCUCCCCAUGUGUAAACAUGUGCUGUCUAGGAAUGUUGUACUUGACUGCUCUUGUGUUUCAUAUCCCACAAGCCGCAGCAGCAGCAGCACUCCUUUAUAGAAUCUGUCAGGCCCCUAAGCCAGGUGGAGAGAAGCAGGGCAGGGGCCUUCACACGCACCCCGUAGUUCAGUCAGUCUCCCCCUUCAGGCUGCUGUUCAGCAGGCGAAGCUGACUCCUGGCCCAUGACACGUUUUCGGCCUUUAUCUGGCUGGCCGCUGUGAGAACAGGAUGCUGGACUAGAUGGGCCAUUGGCCUGAUCCUGCCACACUCUUCUUAUGUUCUUUGGGAGGCUGGCAAAGAGGGAAUCUCUGCACAAGAGAGCAAACCUGUGAAUGCUGGUCUUGCCCACAGCACUGUCUAAGGCGGGUGGUGGGCUUGAUUCAGAAAGGCUCUGGGGCGUGAUGCCAUUGCAGUGCAAAAAGGGCCAGUUGAUUUGCUCCUCAAUCUAAUUUCCCUCGCUUCCCACGCCAGCCCAGGUCCGUUUGUAUCCCUGUCCAGCUUCUUAAUUAGUGGAUUUGAACAGGGUUUGCUGCACAAAGAGACCUUUAGCGUGACAAAGCAGAGAGGGGAGAAGCCGUGCGUUUCCUCUUAAUAUGCCCCCGGGGACUCUAAUGUCAAUCUUGUUUAAUUUUCCUUAGCUAUUAUUUGCUGAGCGUGUUUUUUUUAACUGUGUAAUUUUUGUGCUAAUCACAUGGAUUAAGCCCCUGCCGUUUCUGAAAAGUGAUUGUGUUUCUCCUCGGUGCUUUUGUUAACGCAGUAGGUAAUUUCCUGCUGAAGGAGGGAGCGCUGCUUUCUCCCUUUCCCUCUCCCCCUUUCUGACUUUUUUGGACUUGCUCCCUCCAAGAAAAGAGCAACUCCUUAAGGUUUUAAGCCUGCCGGGCAGGGUGUUGGUUCUUUUCUGACUUAAUGGCUGCGCAGCAUCUAGUGUUCCAGGCGAUUUAUAAAUAAAUUUUGUUAUUUUUAAAAAGGCUCGGGGGCUAGCUGUUCAUUCCAGCGUUUCAGCUCCUGGUGCCGUUUGCUUUCAGUGUCUCUGUGGACCCUGGCAUGGUUGUUCCUUAAGUGACAAAAGUCAGAAAUUCAGUUGGGGAAGGAGGAGGAGGAAAUAGUUUUGAUUGGGGCUGCAAAUGAUAUGAUGCAGGAUAGCUCAGGCAAAGGGACAUGGGUGGCGCUGUGGGUUAAACCACAGAGCCUAGGGCUUGCUGAUCAGAAGGUCAGCGGUUUGAAUCCCCGCAACGGGGUGAGCUCCCAUUGCUUGGUCCCAGCUCCUGCCAACCUAGCAGUUCGAAAGCACGUCUGACAGGAAGGUAAACGGUGUUUCCGUGCGCUGCUCUGGUUCGCCAGAAGUGGCUUAGUCAUGCUGGCCACAUGACCCGGAAGCUGUACGCCGGCUCCCUCGGCCAAUAAAGCGAGAUGAGCGCCGCAACCCCAGAGUCGGUCACGACUGGACCUAAUGGUCAGGGGUCCCUUUACCUUUACCUUUUAGCUCAGGCAAAGCAUGGGACCCACAUGCAAUACAGCAGUUCAGUACCCCUCCCCUCCCCCGUCCCCCGGGUUUCAUGCAAAAACACCAAAGAUGCAGCAUACAAAACGAAUCGUCUUUUGGUAUAUAGCAUUGUCGUCUUCGUUCAUCUGCCUCUCUUAUCUUUUUCUUUUUAAGCAGAAGACUGUGAUUGCGAAGGAUACUUCAAUGGGCAAUAUAUAGGUGAGGAGCUGGUGGUCUGCAACCCACUCUGGCCUUGGUUGUGGGUAUCAUAUGUACAUUUGCUACUUACAUAAUAAAAAUAAUUUAUUCCUUAUACCCCGCCCAUCUGACUGGGUUGCUCCAGUCAUUUUUGGUAGCUUCCAGGAUAAUAUACAAACACAGCAAAACAACAGGUGCUAAAAGCUUCCCGAUAAAAGCUUCAGGUAUACUGGGCCUUGGCCCAGUAUACCUGAAGGAGCGUCUCCACCCACAUCGUUCAGCCAGGACACUGAGGUCCAGCGCUGAGGGCGUUCAGGUGGUUCCCUCACUGCAGGGAACCAGGCAGAGGGCCUUCUCGGUAGUGGCACCUGCUCUGUGGAACGUCCUCCCAUCGGAUGUCAAGGAAAUAAACAACUAUCUGACUUUUUAGAAGACAUCUGAAGGGAAGUUUUUAACAUUUGAUGUUUUAUCAUGUUUUUAAUAUUCUGUUGGGAGCUGCUCGGAGUAGCUGGGGAAACCCAGCCAGAUGGGUGGGGUAUAAAUUUAUUAUUAUUAUUAUUAUUAUUAUUAUUAUUAUUAUUACUACUACUGCUGCUGCUGCUACAAAUUGCUUUCGUUUUACAUGCUUGCUUUUGUAUUGCAAUUUAUUGUAUUUGCGUUAAUGCAUUUUACAAAUGAGGCAAGCCACAAAAUGUUGCAGCGUUGAAGUGCUUCUGGACAGGAUUCUGGCUUAGUCAGUCACGUUUUCUCCCAGGAUAUGCCAUCCCAUUUCCCUUUCACCCGCUCCCCCAGCAACAUUCAGCCAGCAUUCUGUGGCCACUGGGAGUAGCUAUUUGGGCUGGUUUUGGGGCUUUUCCCUUCCUUAAGAAUUGGGGUUAUUUUUUUUGUAGUUCAGAACCUUGAGCCUGUUGGGGGUCCCCAACCCAUCGGACCAAACUUGGUGACAAUGAUGUUCUUUUUGGCUUUGCAGCUGGCUUGAGACGGAGUUUCCGACUGAGUCGAAAGGAGAAGCAAAAUGGCCAGAGUGAAGCCAAACAGGUUGAACAGCCUCACCCCUCGGAGCUCCUCACCUACGAGGAAGUGGUCAAAUACCAGCAGCAGCCAGGAGAAAGAAAGAGGCUGGUGGUUUUGAUUGGUGAGUUAUUCUGUGAGGAAAAGGCUAUCGUAUCGCUGGUGUUAUGUACUGAAGUUCUCACUCUGGGCCAGCAGGGGGAUACUGUAGAUAGUUUUCACUCAGGUCCACAUAUGCAAAUAAGGGAUUGAAAGUGACGUUCAGUGAUUGGAUAGUUACAGAAAAUGGUUACUGUUGCGUUCUAGUGGAGCUCUAUAUAAGCAGGCAGGCUGAACCCUGCAGUUCAGUUCUGUUCUGGCCUGUGAAUAAACAAGAGCUGUUUGAAGAAUCGUUGUGUCGUCUGAUAUGUUCACCCACAGCUGCCUUGCCCAGCGGCUUUAUUUCUGAAAUAAAGAGAUUCUGGAGCCGAAGACCAGCCUUUCCCAAACCUCUGAGAAGUGGAGAAUAAAUCUUGGGGGGGUUGUGGCUGAGGUGGUGUGUGUGUGUGUGUGUGUGUGUGUGUGUGUGUGUGUGUGUGUAUAUAUAUAUAUAUAUCUGUAUACAGUGGAACCUCGGUUGUCGAACGUAAUCCAUUCCGGAAGACCGUUCGGCUUCCAAGACGUUCAACAACCGAGGUGCAAUUGACAAAAUAAAUUGAGAAAAAUGAGAAACGCGCCUCGGAAGCCGUUUGACUUCUGAGGCACAUUCAAAAACGGAAGCAUUUACUUCCAGGUUUUUGGCGUUUGACUUCUGAAACGUUUGGCAGCCGAGACGUUCAAAACUGAGGUUCCACUGUAUAUAGAGAGAUUCACUCAAAAUAAGCCUGGUUUCACUAUCCAAAGAGGACUGGAAUUUGGAUCAGCCUUAAUUGGAGCCCAGGUAGUCUCAAAGAAGCAGUGCUUUUACAUCAGGCUUUGCUAACCGGGAGUUUUGGACUACAAUUCCCAUCAAUCCCUUAGGCACCCCAGGCAUGUUGGGCCUACAGUUGCCAAGCAGCCUCCAGGGUUGUCAAGGCUGGCAGAUUAAUUUUUUUGCAGAUUUCUUCAGCGAUGGGUCUUAAAAAUAUGGGUUUUGGGUGUGAGGAAUUCAAAUCUGCUAGCAUUUUUGUGACUGGACAACAUUUAGCUUGGUAAAUCUAUGUUUGAUUAAAGAGCACAUAAAUUGUUCUUUUUAAUGCAUUUUAAUGUUUUGAUGUUGUAUUUUAAUCUUGUUUUUAAGUUGUAUUUCAAUCAAUUUGUUUUUAUAUCGGUUUUUAGCCAUCCUGAGCCUGGUCUUGGCUGGGGAGAGCGGGAUAUAAAUAAUUUUUUAAAAAAUAUUAUUAUUAUUGUUAUUAGGAGGGUCCUGAGUCCUGACCUGUUCCUUUCAACUCCGUCUUCUGUAAGGCACCCCUGUACUUUGUCUUCAGUUGCAGUGAUACACCUUCUCUCUCUGACCUCUCAGGUUCUUUGGGGUCCCGUUUGAAUGAGCUCAAGCAGAAGGUGGUGGCAGAGAACCCGCAGGAGUACGGCGUUGCUGUGCCACGUGAGUAAACCCCGCUUUUCUUUUCUUUUCCAUGGCAAAAUGCACCUCCUGCCUCACCCCAGCACCUCCACCGUUUAUGCCAAGCCUUUCAUUACAGUCUUGUCAGGUGAAAUGUGCAUUUGGCAGACCUGAGAGGGAAGGCUUCCAUUGCAAUCUAUAGCUGUAGAAAAAGCUGGGAGCAGUGAGCAAGAAACUGGAAUGGGUGGGGGUGGGGGUAGAGAGAGAAAGAGGGAGAGGGAAAGAGAGAGGGAGAGAGAGAAAGAGAGAGAGAAAAGAGGGAAGAGAAAAAAGAAAGAAAGAAAAAGGGAAUGAGAGAAAGAAAGAGGGAGAGAGGGGGGGAGAGAGAAUGAGAGAGAAAAAAGAGGGAGGGAAAAGAAAGAAAGAGCGAGAAAGAGAGGGAGGAGUGAGAGAAAAAGAAAGAAGGGGGAGAGAGAGAGAGGGAAAGAAAAAGAAAGAAAGAAAGAAAGAAAGAAAGAAAGAAAGGGAGAGAGAGAAAGAGAGAGCAAAAGAGGGAGGGAGAUAGAAGGAAGGAAGGAAGGAAGGAAGGAAGGAAGGAAGGAAUAGAGAAUCAAAGGCAGAUGAAACAGGGCCAGGAGGGAUUCCGGACUGCAGGUAUUCCUGAUUUAUAAAUGUGUGUGUGUGUGUGUGUGUGUGUGUGUGUGUGUGUAUGAAUGAAUAAAUAAAUAAAUAAAUAAAUAAAUAAAUUAGAGCCAUGGGGCACCACAAUUAAAAAUCCAUGCGACUUCCAAAACAUUUGGAAACCAAAGCGCGGCUUCUACAUCCAAUCGGAAGCUGCGGAAGCCCCGUCGGACAUUCGGGUUCCAAAGAACGUUCACAAACUGGAACACUCACUUCCGGGUUUGUGGUGUUCGUGAGCCAAAAUGUCCAAGUACCAAGGCGUUCGGGAUGCAAGGUCUGACUGUGUAUCAUUUCCCAAAAUUCUUUGCGACCUUACUUUUCCACCACAUAUGAUAGAAGGUGCUUUCUUUUUUCUUACAUUUCCAACAUACAUUUGACCCUGUUUUAUACAUUUUUGCUAAUUUACUGGGAGUCUGGCUGUCUGAAAUUCACCACCUGAACCUUCCACAGAGAUGGCACGGACAGAAAGGUAUGCAUACCAGACACCAGCAGGUGAGCGGACUCUCAGGCUGUGCAUUUAGCCAGGAUCCCUUUAAAGGUCUGCUGUUGAAGUUUAUAUGGGACAAGUUGGAACCUGCAAGAAUACGUUGCAGUGUGCGGCGCUCCCUUUCAAGAUUCAAGCCCGCCAGCUGGCUAGUGGUGCCCUCUUCCAGGACACUCCAUUCCAGAAGACACCUCUCACCCACCCAGUCAUUAAGGAGAGAUAGGGACGCGGGUGGCACUGUGGUCUAAACCACUGAGCCUCUUGGGCUUUCCGAUUGGAAGGACGGAGGUUCGAAUCCCUGCAACGGAAUGAGCUCCCAUUGCUCUGGCCCGUCUCCUGCCAACCUAGCAGUUCGAAAGCACGCCAGUGCAAGUAGAUAAAUAGAUACUGCUGCGGCGGGAAGGUAAACGGCAUUUCCGUGUACUCUGGUUUCCAUCACGGUGUCCCGUUGCGCCAGAAGCGGUUUAGUCUUGCUGGCCACAUGACCCGGAAAGCUGUCUGUGGACAAACACCGGCUCCCUUGGCCUGAAAAGCGAGAUGAGUACCGCAACCCCAUAGUCGCCUUUGACUGGACUUAACCGUCCAGGGGUCCUUUACCUUUUAAGGAGACAUGUAUUAAAAUUGCUCCAUUUAAAGGUCUGAAAAACAAACAAACAAGUGAAUGAUUCUCAAACGCAAUGGCGGAGGAAGGGUGUGUGUGGUCCACCCCGGGUGUCAUUACUGAGGGGUAUGUGUGAUAAAAUGAGUUUAAAAAAUUUUUAAAAAUUGGGCUCACGAAACUUUUUAGGAGUGAUGUGGUGGCUUCAGGCGCCUGCCUGAGACGGCAGUGUGGGUCUUGCGCCUGCCUACUGCCUCUCCCUCAGCCGCCCUACAGCUGAGGGGGAGGUGGCAGAGAGGCUCCAAGCGCAGGAGAGGCUCGCCCCGCCCACAAGGACAUAUUGCCCCGCCCCCGGCUGCAGGACACGCCCCCCGCACCAGGCAUCCGAGCGGCUAGCUGCACCACUGCUCAAAUGCAGACCUUAAUAUUUUGAAGCCUCUGUUUCCCCGUGAAUUAUGUUCACACGCAACUUGCCACACUGGGAGCAAGUGGCGGUGAGAGCGUGAAACUGCUCCAAAGGGCCGCUGAAUUGGGAUGAUGGAUGACUUGCUAUUAAGCCAUCCAUCCGUGGCAGAUGACAGAAAUAAUUAUCCCAGAAUGUCUUAAAUAAGUGCUGUAUAUGCACGCAUGCCUCAUAACUCAGCAAACCCCCACCCCCGGCCACUGCGGAUGAUUUGAAAGCUGUGCACAGAUGGGUUCUUCGUCUCUUGGGAUCCCAAAUGCAGAAACUGCCUUCUACCUUAGAAGGGCUGUAGGCACACCUGAGCAGAGACACCGUUCGUGCCAAGCGUGUGUAUGUUUUGUGUGCACGCACGUGGGGCACUUCUUGCCCCCAGAGAUUCUCCUUGGCUUGUUUGCUGCGAUUUUCGCUGCGCUCAUCAGAGUGUGCCUGGUCCCGAGGGUUUUUUUUAAACAGAGUUGGCGUGGAGGUGGCAUUUCAGCUGCCAAGCAUCUGUCUCGGUUGGCCUGGCUGCUCCCACGGGGAUUGUAAGAGGGGAAGGGGAGCAGAGGGUCACCCCGCCUCUCCCCACAAGCACCUCACAGACCCAUGUCCACGCCAGUGUUCUUCAACCUUGGGUCCCCAGAUGUCACUGGACUUCUUCUUCGUCUUUGGCGAUCACUUGUAGCCGAGUAAGAUUGUCUUCCAUAAACACUGUUUUAACAGCGGGUCUGUAAGUGACUGUGGAGGCCGAUUCUGGAUACACACAUCCUUCCACAGUGGGGACAUUGGUUUCCAGGCAGGAGUUGAUCAAGGUGAGGGUUUGCCAAGCAUGCCUUCCUCUUAGCACAUUUCUCCCUUUCGUCCCGCAUUCGAGCUUCUUCAAAGCCCAUGACACCUUUGGUAAAGGCUGUUCUCCAGUUGGAGCACUCGCAGACCAGUGUUUCCCAAUUGUUGGUGUUUAUACUACAUUUUUAAAGAUUUGCCUUGAGAGAGUCUUUAAACCUCUUUUGUUGACCACCAGCAUUACACUUUCCAUUUUUAUGUUCGGAAUAGAGUAGUUGCUUUGGAAGAUGAUAAUAAGACAUCUGCGCAACAUGACCAGUACAACGAUGUUGAUGUUGAAGAAUCAUUGCUUCGACAUUGGUGAUUUUUGCUUCUUCCAGUACAUUGGCAUUAGUUCGCCUGUCUUCCCAAGUGAUGUGUAAAAUUUUUCGGAGACACCGUUGUCAACGGUGCCCUUGGACUACAGCUCUCAUCAUCCCUCGUCUUUGGCAAAGCUGGUUGGGGAGGAUAGGGGUUGUAAUCCAAUUUUGGGCACCUCAAUUUAAGAAGGAUGAGAUGGAACGUGCGCAGAGGAGGGCGAUCAGGAUUGGCAAGGGUUUGGAAACAAAGCCUUAUGCGGAACGGUUGAAGGAGCUGUGUACGUUUAGCCUGGAAAAGAGGAGACUGAGAGGAGAUACAUUAGCCAUCUUCCAAUAUCUCAAAGGCUGUCACAUGGAAGAGGAACAAGCUUGUUUUCUCCUCCUCUGGAGCGGAGGACUUGAACCAACGGCUCCCAGUAACAAGAAAGGAGAUUCCGACUCAACUUCAGAAAGAACUUUCUGACACUAAGAGCUGUUUGACAGUGGAACGGACUCCCAUGGAGGUGGUGGACUUUCCGUGGAGGUUUUUAAGCAGAGGUUGGGUGGCCAUCUGCCAUGGAUGCUUUAGCAUUGCAGGGGGGUUGGACCAGAGGUCCCUUCCAACUCUACUAUUCUACGAUUCUAGGAAUUUUGGAGACAAAAGGUUGCAGAACUUGGACCUGCAGAGCCCACGUUGCUGUGGGGCAGGCACGAUAUAGAAGGCAGGUGCUUACAGGGCAGAAUAAGUCUGAAUGGCUUGAUCUGAUGGAAUCCAACACCAUUUGGAAGUUCCACAUCGCUGGGUUAAACUAUGCAAAGCCACCUCUUGCAUUCUACCCAGGGCAAAACUCAAGCAGUGGGGUUUUGGGGUUUUUUUGCUGGGAGUGUAAACAAAACAAAACAAAACAAAACCCCAUGCCCAACAUGCUGCAAUUCCCUGAUCCUAAUUCCAUCACUCAUGCCUAUAAUUUUAAAUAUAUAUAUAUAUAAAACAUUAAAUGCACCCACUCACUUAACAUCAUAUGCUUAGCCUAUAAAAGGGUUUGGAUAUAAGUGCAGGGGCUUCUCUUUCCAACUUUUCUUUCCUUUUUUUGCCCCUUAAAAUGAGCCGCACCCCUUCUUAUCACCUGCUUUUGAUUUUGAAGCCUUCCUCUGUUUUGCAUCAGCAUUUUGUGCUUUUCAAAACAUUGAUGGCAGAGGGCUGUUGUUGUUUUAUUCAACACAAAAUUCUAUAGUGAGCGGGGAGGCAGAUUGCUUGCUUUGGUCCUAAAUGCAUUAGGACGGGUUGGGGUUUCAGGGUGGUGCAAUAAUCUGGCUUUCAACCGCUGCCGAAGAACAAGGUGAUGGUGGUGGUGGCGGCGGCAGGAACUUCCUGAUACGAUUCUGAAACUGCUGGAAUUAAAUCAGAGCAGCAACGUUGGGAGAAAUUUGCCGCCGCUGAUGGAGGUGUUGAAUAAUUGAAACAUUUGUAAGGCACCUAACUUGGCUAUAAAAUGUGAAAACCGUUUUGGGAGCCAACAAGAUUAUAUAAAUGUCCUCAGUGUGAGGCCAGAUGCAGAAUAUCAUUUCUGGCAUCAGUAAAGUCCAUGGAGAAAUAGCUCGUGGCUGCUGAGUGCAAGGCUGGAAUAUAACCAGGGGGGAGUGGGGAGGUGGUAACCUACAACCCCCCAGCCUGAUUUAUUCUUUUGGCCUAAUUUCAUGGGGGUGUCAAGGAGGAGGAAAGAGGGUGCCAGUCAGACCCUGAUGGAUUACUUUUGACACAACAUGACUGCCAACUGAAAAAGCGCUUCCCGUUCCUGAGGUGUGGUGUGUUCUGUGCUAUGAAAAAAUAAAAUUUACCCACCAAGAGGAGCUAGAUCAGUGGUUCCCAACCUUUUUUUGGCCAUGCCCCACCUAAGCAUCUCUAAAAUCCUGAUCUCUCUCCCCCGCCGUGACAUAGAAUUCUUAUUACAGUGGACGCUCGGGUUGCAAAUGUGAUCUGUGCGGGAUGCACGUUCACAACCUGUGUCUGCGCACGCGCGGGUUGUGAUUCGGUGCUUCUGCGCAUGCACAAAGCAUGAUUUAGCGUUUCUGCGCAUGUGCGACUACCGAAACCAGGAAGUGACCCGUUCCGGUAUUUCCGGGUUUUGGCAGUCCGCAACCUGAAAAAAUGCAACCUGAAGCAGACGCAACAUGAGGUAUGACUAUUCAAAAGUGAACUGUUCACAUGGAGGAAGCCUGAAAGGCCAUUAACUCGGUCUAAACAAGCUUCCAAAUUGCCCACCUUAAAAAUCACAUUCCCCCCUGUGGGGUGUGUGCCCCAUGUUGGGGACCACAGAGCUAGAUUCUGCCACAUUCCACCCAGGCCAGGACUUUUUUUCAGCCGGAACUCACCGGAACUCAGUUUCAGCACCUCUCAGGUGUGCGCCAUUGCUAUCGUAAGAGAACAAGGUGAGUUCAUGGUGAGUUCCAGCAUCUCUUUUUCUAGAAAAAUAGCACUGCAUUGAACCAUAGAAUUGUAGAGGUGGCAGGGACCCUGAGCAUCAUAUAAUCCAAACCCCUGCAAUGUGGGACUCUCAAGUAAGGCAUCCAUGACAGAUGACCAUCCAACCUCGGCUUGAACAUCUCCCAGGAAGGAGAGUCCAUCACCUCCUGAGGGAGACCGUUCCAUUGUCAAACAGCUCUUAUAAUCAGAAAGUUCUUCCUCAUGUUUAGUUGGAAUCUUUCUUGUAACUUGAAUCCAGUGGUGCGAGUGCUACCCUCCGGAGCAGGAGAAAACAAGCUUGCUCCAUCUUCUAUGUGACAGCCCUUGAGAUAAUUGAAGAUGGCUAUCAUCUCUCUUCUCAGUCUCUUUGUUACCAGGCAAAUCAAGGGAAACUGUACACAGACUUGACCUGUGCCUCCAUGGGCAGCUGUGAGUCCAAAAUCUUCCCUGAGGCAGUUGCCUCACAUUACUUCAUGUGUGGGCCGGCCCUGCCGGCCCACUUAAUAAUAAAAGCAGAAAGAAGACCAAGCAGACAUAAUGAAACCUUUCCAUCAAUUCAGAGUACAGUGGUACCUCGGGUUAAGUACUUAACUCGUUCCAGAGGUCCGUUCUUAACCUGAAACUGUUCUUAACCUGAAGCACCACUUUAGCUAAUGGGGCCUCCCGCUGCCGCCAGUCUGCCGGAGCACGAUUUCUGUUCUCAUCCUGAAGCAAAGUUCUUAACCCGAGGUACUAUUACUGGGUUAGCGGAGUCUGUAACCUGAAGCGUCUGUAAUCUGACGCGUAAGUAACCCGAGGUACCACUGUACAGUCUUAAAUGUAUGGGGUGGAGGAUGGCGUUGCAAAAAGAAAGAAAAAACGUGUUCAGAUACUUUCUCUUGCCAAGUUCCAAAGCUGCAUCGUAAGCUCAAUUUUAGUUAGUGUUGUCUUCGUUAACUUGCAAAUGAGGGGGGGGGGGAGUUGGGUUGGCCGUCAAGCGGUUUUGCUUCCAUCCAGCAAGCUCAACCGAAUUUCUGGGGCAGUUCAGUUAAUUGACAAGAACACGGCUUAGGAAACCGCGACCAAGGUGAAAGCCGCAGAAUGCAGCCCAAGUUAGGAAAUCAGUUUCCGGAGGGGGAGGGAGGGAGCAACAUGAGCCUGAAAAACUGCCUGUCUCCUGCCCACCCCUAAGAGAGCCUACGGGACUUCGGCUGGAGCCCUGCCCAGAGGACGCAGAGUUAGUGAAGGGCAUGCAUUUGCUUCCCCUCCUCGAGUGAUUGAAACCCUUCAGACACUGCGUGUAGAUAGAAGCAAGCCUUUUAAAACAACAACCCCAAACCCAGUGUACUUUGCAAACACAUUCUCCAAACUUUUAUGUAGCCAGAACAACACCGUUCUUGCAAAAUGAGGUUGUGUUUGCAGAUAUACCACGGAGGGUGGGGGAAUCACUUUAGAUAAAAGCCUUAGGCCCUAAAGGUUAGGAACUCAAAAACAGACCAAAGAUCACAGGGCUGUUCACAACAUAGCACAAGAACGUAGCUGCAGUUGAAGAUGGAUAAUACAGUGGUACCUCGGGUUAAGUACUUAAUUCGUUCCGGAGGUCUGUUCUUAACCUGAAACUGUUUUUAACCUGAAGACCACUUUAGCUAAUGGGGCCUCCCGCUGCCGCCGCACCACCGGAGCACGAUUUCUGUUCUCAUCCUGAAGUAAAGUUCUUAACCAAAGGUACUAUUUCUGGGUUAGCGGAGUCUGUAACCUGAAGUGUAUGUAACCUGAAGCGUAUGUAACCCGAGGUACCACUGUAUUGCACAUGAUAUAAGAGUAAAAACAGCAGGAAAAUCCGGGGUGAACACCCAAAGACUUCGCUGCAGCAGUAACAGGUUCUGGGAUGAACAUAACAUUUGUUAAAGUAUGAAAUUUACUGGCACUGCCAUUUUAUUACCCCAAAUUUGUCUUCAUUUUUGGCAUUUCCAUGCUGCUUUAAAAAAAUAAUAAUAUUCAUUUGGUUUUUCAAAUUAAAGUUUUACAAUCACAUAUCCAACAUACAACAUAAAAACAAGAUUCCAAAGAAUUUCCUGGACUUCCUUCCUCCCCUUUGUGGGUCCUGUUGUUAAUCAUUUCCUCCCGCAUCAUUUAUAAUAAUCCAAAUCUUUUACAUCUCCAUUAUGUCCACAAUUCACCAUUAAACUACAAGUGAUAUUCCAAUCCUACUAACGGUUUUAACUGUUUACAACGAUUUUUAAGAUAAAUUAUAAAUUUUCCCCAUUCCUUAUUAAAAAAUUGGUCUUCCUGAUUUCUGAUUCUUCCAGUCGUUUUUGCCAUUUCGGCAUAAACCAUCAACUUAAUCUGACAUUUGUCUCUGGUCGGGACUUUAUCUUCUUUCCAUCUCUGGGCAAAUAAUAUCCGUGCAGCCGUGGUCACAUAUAUAAAAAGUAUUUUCUGCUCCCUUGGGAUUUCAGCACCUAGAAUUCCUAAAAGGAAGGCUUCAGGUUUUUUUCUUUCUAUGCUGCUUUUCGGCCCUAAACCCCCCUCCCCCUCCCAAAAACACCAAUUAAACUAAAACAAAAAUGCCACGAGGAAAUGUACACACACACACACACACACACACACACACCCCUCUCCUCUCUUUCACUACCAGGGACCUCCUCUCUUUCACUACCAGGCACACUUGCUUUGCUAUGCUGUUGUCGCAUGCUGUAUUUUCUAGUCUAUAAGACACCCCAAGUAUAAGACGCCCCCUAUUUUUGGUGACUCAGAUUUAAGAAAAUGGAAGGAGAUGGCCCAGAGUUUGAGCUUUUUUUUUUUUGGAGGGGAUUGCCCACAGUUUCUGAGCUUUUUUUGUGGGGGAGGUUGUCGAAAAUCACUCACCCGCCUUACCAAUCACCGCCACCAACCACCAUUCAACAGACCGCUUGCCGCCACCAACCGCCAUUCAGUUGCCUGAUUGCCUACAGCAGGCAUAGGCAAACUCGGCCUUCCAGAUGUUUUGACACUACAAUUCCCAUCAUCUCUGACCACUGGUCCUGUUAGCUAGGGAUGAUAGGAGUUGUCCCAAAACAUCUGGAGGGCCAAGUUUGCCUAUGCCUAGCCUACAGCAACUGGCAUUUGACUGGCCGCUCACCGCAGCGCCAGCCUAUCAACAGCAUUUUUAAAGGAAGAAACCCUAGUCUUAUACACAGAAAAAUACGGUAUGUAUUCAUCUCUAGAGGAUGAAGAUUGGGAAGGAACAAAUUCUACUAGUUUGGAGCAGAAGGAGCUAUUCAAGGCACAAACACCCUCCCUUUUUCUCCUGAGCAUUUUUUUUUUUUUUUGGUUAAAAACAAAAUGACUGAGUUUUUAAAAUAGCAAUUAUCAGCGGGCAGGCGGUGGGUGGGGGUGGUGAGUCUUGAUGAUUUCAAAUGCACGAUCGCACAAACGGUGCUGGCGCCUGAAUUCAGAACACUGCUUGUCAACUCCGGGGAUGAUCCAGUGGUGCUUGUUUUUAGGGUGGCGCUGUGGGUUAAACCACUGAGCCUAGGGCUUGCCGAUCAGAAGGUCAGCGGUUCGAAUCCCCGUGGUGGGGUGAGCUCCCGUUGUUUGGUCCCUGCUCCUGCCAACCUAGCAGUUCGAAAGCACGUCAAAGUGCAAGUAGAUAAAUAGGUACCGCUCCGGCGGGAAGGUAAACGGCGUUUCUGUCCGCUGCUCUGGUUCGCCAGAAGCAGCUUAGUCAUGCUGGCCACAUGACCCGGAAGCUGUAUGCCGGCUCCCUUGGCCAAUACAGCGAGAUGAGGGCUGCAACCCCAGAGUCGGUCAGAACUGGACCUAAUGGUCAGGGGUCCCUUUACCUUUACCUUUAGGGUGGGUGGGAGCUGGGUUGAGGGCUUCAGUUUUGGGUGGAAGGAUGUUGCCUGCUCUGGCCUCCAUUGGCUGCGGUGGCCAGGUUUGAUAGAAGCUGUAGACCAAAACCUGUAGCAGGCACCACAGUGGCUGCCACUGCCAUAAAUGGACAACACACCUACCCAUUGAGGAGAAAAACAGACAAGUAGAACAAAGGUUUCUCAGAGGUCAGGUCUAUGGAGGCCCCACCACUGCUCUGUCAUGAGUCUUUGGGGGUCAAAGUUGUUUAUUGUUGUUGUUGUUGUUGUUAUAUUUUUUUAUUAAUUUUCAAUUACAAUCCAAUAAUAGCCUCACUAUAACAAUACCAAAUUAUAAUACAAUUACUAAUACCAAUCAUUCAAAUACCGAAUUAUAUCAUUUAGAUGGCUCCCCAUGUGCUAGAAUCAGUGCUUUGAUGAUUUUCUUUAUUUCUGCGUUCCAAAAUCUUAUUAAUUUCAAUUACAUUCCAGUCAAAAUAAUAAUCCCUUAUACAACAACUGCAAUAUUCAUAACUUUGAUUCAUGUUGACACAUUAAAUCAUGGGUAGGCAAACUAAGGCCCGGGGGCCGGAUCCGGCCCAAUCGCCUUCUAAAUCCAGCCCGCGGACGGUCCGGGAAUCAGUGUGUUUUUACAUGAGUAGAAUGUGUGCUUUUAUUUAAAAUGCAUCUCUGGGUUAUUUGUGGGGCAUUGAAAUUCGUUAAUUUUUUCCCUUCAAAAUAUAGUCCGGCCCCCCAGAAGAUCUGAGGGACAGUGGACCGGCCCCCUGCUGAAAAAGUUUGCUGACCCCUGCAUUAAAUGAUCUAUAGAACUAGAAGCGUGGCACUCGGGCUAUAUCCUUGUUCGGUGCCAAAGUUUUAACUUGUCUCUUUCAGUGGCACUUUAGCAAACUGAACGCUGGACAGCCAAGGACAGACGAAAGAUAAAAAGUACAGCUUCAUGCAGCGCGAAGUUAAACUGUGGAAUUUGCUCAGGAGGCCGUGAUGGCGACCAUCUUGGAUGGCUUUAAAAGAGGAAUGGACAAAUUCUUGGAGGAGAAAGCUACUGAUGGCUACUAGCCAUGAGGGCUCUGCUCUGCCGCCCCAGUCAUGCUUCUGAAUACCAGUUGCUGGAAACCCACAGAAGGCCACAGAGUUCUUGUCCUUGGGUCCUGCUCGCAGGCUUUCCACAAGCAACUGGUUGGCCACUCCAGUAACAGGAAGCUCUGGACUGGAUAGGCCAGGCAUAGGCAAACUCGGCCCUCCAGAUGUUUUGGGACUACAACUCCCAUCAUCCCUGACCACUGGUCCUGUUAGCUAGGGAUGAUGGGAGUUGUAGUCCCAAAACAUCUGGAGGGCCGAGUUUGCCGAUGCCUGGGAUAGGCCAUUGGCUUGAUCCAGGCAGGCUGUCCUUAUGUUCUACAUCAUUCUAAGAUGGUGUUGGGCUUUCGGAGGAAGAGAGGAGAACUAGCCCCAAUGUACAUCGGAGAGGGCUGUGUGGAGAGUCUCUUCCUUUAAAUUCCCAGGAGUUUAUCUCAGUGAAGACCUUACUUGGAAAAUAAAUACAACCCAGGUGGUUAAGAAAGCCCAACAAAGACUCCAUCUCCUCAGAGUAUUGCGGAAGAACAAUGUCAAUCAACAUUUGACGAUCUCCUUUCAUACUGCAUCAUGGUGUGGUACGCUGGUUUGACAUCAUCUGAUAGGAAGUGCCUACAGAGGGUGGUGAAUACAGCACAAGAUAUUAUGGGCUGUCCCGUGAAUCCGCUGGAUGAAACAGUGGAAGAACGUUGCCUCAGGAGAGCGAGGAAAAUUCUCAGGGAUGAUUCACACCCUGGCUGGCACUUUCUUGAUCUCUAGCCCUCAGGCAGAAGAUAUAGAAGCAUGAUUAGUCGCACCAACAGGGUAAAGAACAGCUUCUAUCUGUGGGCUGUUAGGUUGCUGAAUGAAAAGAUAACAACAGGGCAAUUGACUUUCGGGUUUGGUGGGUGUGCGUCAGUAAAUGAGGGGAAUUAAGACUAAGAGAGCUGAGUGGGGGGUGCUCGUGUAAUCUCACUGUAUACAAGUUGUACAAGUGACAAUAAAGUAUUUCAAUAAUUAAGCCUUGAGGAUUGGUUUGCCACCCAGAAGCAGCAGUGGAGGAAGCCUCUUGGGCACCUGAAGCGGCAUACCCAUUGGCAGGGCAAACCACCCAUAGGGUCUGGGCGGGGCACACAGCACCCAUAGGGAUGGGGCACACUAUGGGGCCUCAGCUGGCCAACAGCUGGGGGGGAGGCAGCAGGUGGACAGGGUGGCGCCUGCAGGUGCCUGAGACGCGUGGCUCGGCCACGCUGCAGGCCCAGCGGUGAGUGCUGCCCGCCAUUUUGUCAGUGGAGGCACCCAGGGCAGGCCACACCUGCUGCUCCCCCCUUGCUAUGCCCCUGCCCAGAACAAAUUCUCCUUUGCAAAUGGCAAUGCCACAUUUAUCAUGUUGAUAUGGUCUGAUUCUUUUUUUUUUUAAAUGAUAUUUAUUAAGGUUUCAAAAGAAGGAUACAUAAAUAAGAAAGAGAAAAAUAGAAAAAAGAAAAAUACAAAAUACAAAGAAAAAUAAAAAUUAAAAACAAUUCCAUCAUUUCAUCACUUCUCUUUCAUUUACUUGUUUCCUGGACCUCCUCAUACCUCCCUUUUUUGUAUUCCAGUUCAAUUUAUUAGUCCAGCAAUUCCUUUCCCUCCUUUUUAAUCCUGAUCUUUAAUCUUAAUAUAUUAUAGCAUUAGGUUUUUACGUAUAGAAAAUCCAAUUUUUCCAUAUUCUUUUAUACCAUUACAGCUAGAAACCACAACUUCAAUCCAACAUCAUUCUAACAUUCAUUAAUUUUACAAUAUUUCUGUAAGUAGUCUUUAAAUUUCUUCCAAUCUUCUUCCACCGACUCUUCUCCCUGGUCUCGGAUUCUACCAGUCAUUUCCGCAAAUUCCAUAUAGUCCAUCAUUUUCAUCUGCCAUUCCUCCAGUGUGGGUAGGUCUUGUGUCUUCCAAUGCUUUGCAAUAAGUAUUCUUGCUGCUGUUGUGGCAUACAUAAAGAAAGUUCUGUCCUUCUUUAACACCGAUUGGCCGACUAUGCCCAGGAGGAAGGCCUCUGGUUUCUUCAAGAAGGUAUAUUUAAAUACCUUUAUUAAUUCAUUAUAAAUCAUCUCCCAGAAAACCUUAAUCCUUGGGCACGUCCACCAAAGGUGAAAGAAUGUACCUUCAGUUUCUUUACAUUUCCAACAUUUAUUAUCGGGCAAAUGGUAGAUUUUUGCAAGCUUGACUGGGGUCAUGUACCACCUGUAUAUCAUUUUCAUAAUAUUCUCUCUUAAGGCAUUGCAUGCCGUAAACUUCAUACCUGUGGUCAUAUGGUCUGAUUCUUGGCUUCCUCUCUUUCUCUCUCUCUCCCCCCCAGAUACCACAAGGUCGAAGAAGAGCCACGAAAAGGAAGGCGUGGAGUACAAUUUUGUUUCUAAGCAGUCGUUUGAGACAGAUGUGCAGCAUAACAAGUAGGCCUUGAUGUCUUGUGCUUUUGUUGGGGGGAAAGGAAAGUAUUUCUCUUCAGAGGAAGACUCCAGAAUCCGAUUUGUAUGCAGAGAGGCUACCAUCCUCUUUGCUAAUAGAAGCUUCUGGGCUCUUAAAAAAAAACCGGCCAGGGAAUUUUUGUUGUUGAGCUGCACACAUUUUCUUAAUAUGGGAUUGUAGUGAAUGAGAAAACUACAACAGUGGGUUUUUAUCAUUAUUAUUAUAUGGUCACAGACCCAGCAAAAACAACAAAAUCAUACAAUUUCUAACUUUACACAGAGUUAAAAUAUAUGGUGCUUAUAUAAACUGUAGCCCAGAAGCAAGCCAAAAAUACAGUUAAAUUAUGAAAGCCCCUUCAUGGCUCUUUGAAAGGAAAAACCAAGCAACUCUUUCCACUAUUAUUUUGUUCAAGUCAAGCAGUAAGUAGGCCACAUAGCAUUCAAAAGUCAUUCCUGACUAUUUUAGUGGGAUGAGAGUACGUAACCUAUUUUGCUCAUCUCUGCAAAAGUUGCAUGCAAAAAGAGCAGGUCUUAAUGCUUCUGUUGCUCCACCCCCACAGGGGCAGAGCCGUUUUAUUAUAUGGAGUACCCUCAAAGCAGCCAUCUAGUACGGCAGAAGGAAAACUAUUAAAUCUAACCCUACAAAAGAUCACCAGCUGGUAUUUGAGAACAGUCAGGUUACCCAUGUAAUUUUUCUGUAAAAGUACAGUAUUUACAUUCCACUCUCUUGCAGAGCAUCAGGGCAGCAUGCAAGCACAUGAAAACAUGUAAAAGCAAUAUGAAGCAAUCAUUAAAAUCACCGACUGCUCAAGGCACAUUUGAAACAACUGCAUAGGCCCGUCAGCAUGAACAAAUCUGGGAAACGAUAUAUAAUGAAAUGAAAAGGAUGUUUGAAAUAACUUUUGUAAAAAAACCCACACCAGAAGCUUUUCUUUUGGGAAUUAUAGGGACAGAACUACCUAAAACGUAUAGAAAUUUAUUUAUUUAUGUAUGCUACUACAGCGGCAAGAAUGUUACUUGCCCCCCAAAUGGAAAUAAUCAGAAGUCCCAGCAAAGGAACAAUGGAUACAAAAACUUAUGGAAUAUGCAGAAAUGGUGAAACUUCCCGGAAGACUAAGAAAUCUCUGACUUUUGUCUUCUGGGUUUCUGGGGGUUUUCCUGUUGUUAUUCUGUCUCUCUCAGCUACAAUAAACUUACCAUUAAAAUUAUGGACUGGUCAUUUCUUCGUCAGAGGGCAAACGGGCAAAUUUAGCAGGGGAUCAAAUACUUUCCCCCCCUCACUGUGUUUGCCUUGUACAUUUAUGAACAUUUUAUUUAUAUAUUUUAGACCUUAUAAUUCCUAUAACAACACAAAAGAUUGAUCCUUCCUUCCCAUGUCAAAUAAAAUACUAAAUAUUAAAUUUCCUCUCUGACAUGGUAGGAUUUCUUUUUUCAUGCUGAUAGCCACAACUCUGAAGACUUUCCCGCCCCAGAAAUAAGUGUCUAGAUAGGAUUAUCCCCGUUUUGUGAAGCUGGUUGGCUGCAUUUCUCUCUGGAAUGGAUUCAGAUUUCUAGCCUUUUAUUCUCCUGGUGGUGACACCAGAAUGAUCAAAAGCAGUAAUCCCUUUUAAUCACGUUGUCUGCAGCCAACAUUUCUUAUUUUUUAUUGAAGGAAACAGUGUUGUACUGUAAUAAGCAUAUGACACAGUUCUGCUACUUUGAAAUCUGAGCUGAAUACUUUGAAUUCUGCUCCACAGCUUAAUUCCCUAAAUGUUUUCAGGUUUGUAGAACAUGGGGAGUAUAAAGAGAAUCUCUACGGGACAAGCCUGGAGGCAAUUCAGUCGGUCAUGUCCAGAAAUAAAAUUUGCCUUGUGGAUGUCGUGCCUGAGGUAAACUGUCAUGAUUAUUGUUAUUUUGUGUUUUUUUAGAAAAAUCUUAUCUUCCAGAAUUGUGUUUCAGUUCCACCUUACCUAUAGGAACAUGGGUUUUACACCAGCUUUUCGUUCAUUGCUUGGGUUUCGAUGGAUCAGUUUCGGUUAUAGUCACCCCAUUAUACGAAAAAGAUUUUUUGAGACCAAAUACCCACUUGGUGGACUGUUUCCCUUAUUGGCUAGCAAAAUAAAGGUAAAGGGACCGCUGACCAUUAGGUCCAUUCGUGACCGACUCUGGGGUUUCGGCGCUCAUCUCGCUUUAUAGGCCGAGGGAGCCGGCGUACAGCUUCCGGGUCAUGUGGCCAGCAUGACUAAGCCGCUUCUGGUGAACCAGAGCAGCGCACGGAAACGCCGUUUACCUUCCCGCCAGAACGGUACCUAUUUAUCUACUUGCAGUUUGACGUGCUUUUGAACUGCUAGGUUGGCAGGAGCAGGGACCGAGCAACGGGUCCCCCGUCGCAGGUAUUUGAACUGCCGACCUUCUGAAUGGCAAGCCCUAGGCUCUGUGGUUUAACCCACAGCGCCACCCGCGUCCCUGGCUAGCAAAAUAUGUUUGGCCAAAUCAAGGCCUCUAGCUGUUGCCAUAGAAGCUCCUUAUUAUUGGCUGGGGGUGUGAUCCUUUCUCAUUUAAGAGAGUCUGUAACCCAGGGUGAGCCAUUAUGGUGCUAUUCAGAUGUUUUGGACUACAGCUUCCAUCAUCCUUGUCCAUUGGCCAUGCUGGCUGGGGCUGAUGGGAGUUGUAGUCCCUAACAUUGGGAGGGUCCCUUGUCGGCUAACCCUGCUGGGGAUGAGAGCCCUCCUUGGGAUGAGAGCAGACAAAUUGAUUUACUGUAGACAAGACAGAGCUGUUGGUGGAGCAGGGAAACAGUGGAUUUGUCUGCCCCAGAUAGGAUCAUACUGUCUUUCCAGGGGCAGAUAGGCAGGGUGAUGCUUCACCUAAACCAGGGGUCAGCAACCCGCGGCUCCGGAGCUGCAUGUGGCUCUUUUACACCUUUGCCGCGGCUCCGGGGCGGAUACUAGCGAGGGGAGGAGGCGCAUUGUGCUCCCCGACACUCCCCACUGUGGCGGGCGCUGUACUGGCUGUGACGUCACAUGGGGGCGGUGCGUGCGUUAGUCACGCACCGUCCCGACGUCACCUUCCUGCCCGCUGUCAGAUCGGAGGGCAGCAGCGCGCAUGUUUGCGGCUCCCAGGUUUUUUUUCUUCGGAAACGGGUCCAAGUGGCUCUUUUUGUCUUAAAGGUUGCAGACCCCUGACCUAAACCCCUAAAACUGCUGACGGAGCCAGUGGCUUCAAAAGAGUGUUUAACUGCACAGUGAAAAGGAUAGGGUUUCCAGGGCCAUUACAAGCCCCCUCCUUAAGCAUAAGGACGCAGGUGGCACUGUGGUCCAUACCACUGAGCCUCUUGGGCUUGCCGAUCAGAAGGUCAGCGGUUUGAAUCCCCGCGAUGGGGUGAGCUCCCGUUGCUCUGUCCCAGCUCCUGCCAACCUAGCAGUUCGAAGCACACCAGCGCAAGUAGAUAAAUAGGUACUGCUUCAGCAGGAAGGUAAAUGGCAUUUCGGUGCGCUCUGGUUUGCAUCACGGUGUCUCGUUGCACCAGAAGCGGUUUAGUCAUGCUGGCCACGUGACCCGGAAAGCUGUCUGUGGACAAACACCGGCUCCCUCGGCCUGAAAACAAAAUGAGUGCCACAACCCCAUAGUCGUCUUUGACUGGACUUAACUGUCCAGGGGUCCUUUACCUCCUUAAGCAUACAAAGUGAUUCAUGCUGCCCCUAUUUGGGGGUUAGCUUGAGGUGGCCAUCCCAAAUUAGGUGAAUUGCCAAAUGUGUGUGUGUUUGGGAGGGAAAUACCAGGUCUAGUUUUGAUUUCUCGCUUUAAGUUACUGUGCAGCAUUUACAGAUUGGUGAACGGGAUUCUCCCUUUGUAUUCCUGCCUGCCUAGGCUGUGACGCACUUGAGGACGGCAGAGUUCAAGCCGUAUGUGGUAUUUGUGAAGCCUCUCAUCUCAGAAAAGAAAAAGAACGCCCCAGCAUCUCUCCUGACGGAUGAAAUCUUCGUCCCGCUCGUAAGUAUUUUGCGUGAAAAGCUAGUUUGCAGAAAUGAGCCGCAACAUCAAGGCGACUCCAGAUUCUGCCCCGCUGAAAAUGAUCGCAAAGCAAACUCUACUCCCACCCACCCCAAGUGUGGUACUUUGCGAUCUGUUACCAGCAGGGAUCCCUUUUGCAAGACCAUGUAAGACUACACCAUGGGUAGGCAAACUAUGGCCCGGGGGCCGGAUCCGGCCCAAUCACCUUCUAAAUCCGGCCCACGAAUGUGUUUUUACAUGAGUACACAUUUACACAGAGAAUGUGUCCUUUUAUUUAAAAUGUAUCUCUGGGUUAUUUGUGGGGCCUGCCUGGUGUUUUCAAACAAACAAACAAACAAACAAACAAACAAACAGAAUUUUAAUUUAUACUCCACCCUCCCUGGCCAGAAUCGGGCUCAGGGUGGCUAACACCAAUAAAAUUACAAUAAAACAUAAUAGAAAAUGAAAAAAAAAGGCUAAUUAAAAUACGGGUUUAAAAUACAAUUUAAAAUGCAGCCUCAUGUUAAAAUAGCUGAUAAAUCAAAACCAUAAGGGGAGGCAAGACAUAAGGGUCAGACUGAGUCCAAACCAAAGGCCAGGCGGAACAGCUCCAUCUUGCAGGCCCUGCGGUAAGAUGUCAGAUCCCGCAGAGCCCUGGUCUCUUGUGACAGAGCGUUCCACCAAGUCGGUGCCAGUACUGAAAAGGCCCUGGCCCUAGUUGAGACCAAUCUAACCUCCUUGCGGCUCAGGACCUCCAAAGUGUUGUUAUUUGUGGACCUUGAGGUCCUCUGCGGGGCAUACCAGGAGAGGCGGUCCCUUAGGUAAAUGUGUAGAAUGUGUGCUUUUAUUUAAAAUGCAUCUCUGGGUUAUUUGUGGGUCAUAGGAAUUCGUUUAUUUAUUUUUUUCAAAAUAUAGUCCGGCCCCCCACAAGGUCUGAGGGACAGUGGACCGGCCCCCUGCUGAAAAAGUUUGCUGACCCCUGAACUACACACUUCAUUUCCAUUUCAGUUGGGGGUUCAGGCCCUGCUCGGGCACUUGAGAUAAAUUUGCUUGCUCCGUGUGACGGCCUAUAUCAGGAGAGGGGGCAGGGGAAGUGUGUCGCUGCUGAUUUCCCUUUACAUCUCAGCGCUUUCAGCACCCUCCACGGGGGCAUCCUUCCGGGGAGGCUGUCUCAGUCAGGAGUAGUGGGGACUCUCUUGCAGCGAUUAUGCUGCUACUUGGAUGGCAAUUUGACGAUGUUGUUUGGGCCCGUGGAUCUGCCAGCGUGCAUUACAGCAGGGUUUGAAUUUAGCGCCCAUGCGGUUUAACAUCUCUGAAACUGCGUGAGUGUGGCCAUCCUGAGUUUUGGAGCACAGUAUCAUCAACAUGUGACGCGGUGGACGUGGGUGGCACUGUGGUCUAAACCACUGAGCCUAGGGCUUGCCGAUUGGAAGGUGAGCAGUUCAAAUCCUCGCGACGGGAUGAGCUCCCGUUGCUCUGUCCCAGCUCCUGUCCACCUAGCAGUUCGAAAGCACAAAGUGCAAGUAGAUAAAUAGGUACCGCUCCGGCGGGAAAGUAAACUGUGUUUCCGUGCACUGCUCUGGUUUGCCAGAAGCGGCUUAGUCAUGCUGGCCACAUGGCCUGGAAGCGGUCUGCGGACAAAUGCCGGCUCCCUCGGCCUAUAGAGCAAGAUGAGCAUGCAACCCCAAAGUCGUCCGCGACUGGACCUAACGGUCAGGGGGUACCUGUACCUUUACCUUUACCUAUCAUCAAUAUGCUGAUGACACACAGCACUGCCUUCUCCUUUGCAGCUCAAGCAGGUAUGGCAGUGUUUGUGUGCUAGAUUGGGGCCUGUCCUUGGGAAUGGACGGGAUGAGAGCCAACAAACUGAAGCUCAAUCCAGAUAAGACUGAGACACCUUAGCUAAGAUGUAUAAGACUGAAUCAGAUAAGUGCUGGAGAUGCAGUGAGGUUGAGGGAACGUUCUUUCACAUGUGGUGGACUUGUAAAAGGGUAUUGGGAAAUAAUCCAUAAUGAAUUGAAAAAAAAAAGUUUAAAGUACUUUUCAAAAAAAAAACAGAGUCCUUUUUGUUGGGGAUAAUUCAGACGGAAAUUCCCAGGUGUUUAAAAAAGGUUCUUUAUGUACAGUAUGCCACCACUGCGGCCCGUGUUUUGUUAGCCCCCAAAUGGAAAAUGAUCGAGGUCCCAACCAAAGAAGAACGGCAAAUUAAACUGAUGGAAUAUGCGCAGCUUGCAGACUUAACAUACAGAAUAAGAGAACAAGAAGAACAUACGUUUAGAGACGAUUGGAAAACGUUUAUUGAAUACAUGGGGGGGGGGAAUUGUGUGCACCUGAAAACGUUGGCAGCAUUCAGAUAAAUUCAACAGCGUAAAUAAGUUUUGAUGGAUGUUAUAAUGGAAUACUGAAUGGUAUAGUUUGUGUAAAAUAUGCAGGGAUUUAUGAUAUGCAGAAUGAACCAUGGGAAGAGAAGAAGGGAAGUCAUUGAUAUUUUAAGGUUGUUUAAAUGAAUAUUAUAAAAUGUAAGACAGAAAAUUUAAUAAAAAUUAUAUAUAUAUAAAAAACGGAUAAGACUGAGACACUGUUAGUGAUUGGUUCCUCUGUCCAGAUUAGUGGAACAUAUCCUCUUCUGGAUGGGUUUACCCUCCACUUGAAGAAGCAGGCGCACAAUUUGCACCCAAUGCUGCCAUUGGAGGCACCGUGGCAAAAAGUACCUUCUACCAGCUUCAGCUGGUAGCCUAGCUGAAUAGGGGAUAGCCUCGCUUCAGUUGCCUAUGUGCUGGUAAUCUCCAGGAUAGACUACUGCAAUGUGUUGUACGUUGGGCUCCCCUUGAAGACUGUUUAGAAGCUGCAGCUCAUGUAGGAUGUGGUGGCUGGAUUGUUAAAUGGAACCAGAAGACGUGAGCAUGUAGCACAGGUUCUGGCUUAACUGCCUUGGCUACCAAUUUGUUUCUGGGCCCAAUUCAGAGUGCUGGCCUUGACCUGUAAAGGCACAUACAGCUUUACGCAGAGGAUGGAAUGAGGCAGGUGGAAACAGGGAAAGGAGAAUGUUAGCCGCUUUGAGACUUCUUAAAGGGAGUGAAAGGCGGGAUAUCAAAUCCAAACUACUCCUCCUCCUCCUCUUCUUCUUCUUCUUCUUCUUCCUCCUCCUCCUCCUCCUCCUCCUGGUGGCAAGCACAAGGCCGCAGUCAUGGCUUCCCCCAAAGAAUCCUGGGAGCUGUGGUCUAUUAUUGGUGCUGAUAGUUGCUAGGAGACCCUUCAUUCCUCUCACAGAACUACAGCUCCCAGAAUUCCCUUUGAAAAGAUGGAUAGUUGACUUUUAAACCAUUCUGGGCAUUGUAGUUCUGUGAGGGGAAUAGGGGGGUCUCCUCACUACUCUCAGCACCCAUAAAAAACUACAGUUCCCAUGAUUCUUUGGGGGGGUGAAACCAUGACUAAGUAAUAGAGCAGUGCUUUGAAUUGUUUGGUGCAAAAAGGGCCAUAGUCUCUUUCCCCCUCACAGGCUUAUCUGCAAGUAACAAAACCUGCUUUCUGCGGCAACAUGUCUCAACCUGAGGGUUUUCUUUCUUGGCUAAUGCCCAAAUGGUACUGCACCCCCAGUAGUGUAGCUAGCCGGGGGGUGAGGGAAAGGGGCAUUUCGCAUAGGGGGGCAUAGUGUGCCACAGGGGUCUUUAGGGUGCUACAGGAGUCUGUAGUGCAGCAUGGUGGCUGCUUUGAGUUGGGGGUUGGGAUUCUGGGCGGCAGGGGAGCUUGUGGCUUCUGGUCGUUUUGGGCACUGGGGGGGAUGGCGGAGCUGGUGGGGGUUGCUACGUCGUCUCAUGUUGUCCUUUUUGUUUUUGAUUUGCAGGAUGAGGAGCAGCAAGAAAUGCUCAGCUCGGCUGCCUUCAUCGAAGAGCAGUACGGCCACCUGAUUGACACUGUCCUGGUGAAGGAAGAUUUGCAGAGUGCCUGCAGCCAGCUGAAAACCAUCCUGGAGAAACUGAGCACAGACUCUUUCUGGGUGCCAGUCUCUUGGGUCAGGUUGUAG
Podarcis lilfordi (Lilford's wall lizard) is the source of this 30796-nucleotide messenger RNA. NCBI's taxonomy places the organism in Eukaryota, Metazoa, Chordata, Lepidosauria, Squamata, Lacertidae. The record is from the annotation of a GenBank genome assembly.